AUGUAUCACUUGAGUGACCCACAGUUACUGAAAGGGGGUCCAGCCAGGUUUAUUCUUUUAUCCUUUUAUAUUAUUCUUCUAAUUGCUGUGAAUGAUGAAACAAAAAGGAGCGGGGAAGGAGCUUUUGCCUCAGUGACCACUGCAAGUUCCCAUGACCGUUUUCUGGGGUCAGCAGCGGGCUGUGUGCAGGGUCUCUGGGACACGCUGGUAGUAACACGGGGAAUGCUGUGUCGACCUGGCAAAGUGAACGGAAGUCCCUUGGCAGGCUUUGCCAACGGAAUGUGUCUUUACGACGAGUGGGAGGGAGGCUCCGUUUGGAGAGAGCCAGUACUCUUGCUUUCGAUCGAGUCACUGCUUGAGGGUGGGGGGAUGCGUACGACCCGCAAAGUGUCCGUGUGGCCCGUGGGACUGGUAGGAGGACGGCGGUACGAGCGCCCGGUCGUGGAGAACGGCAAAGUGGUCGGCUGGUACACGGGCUGGAGAGCUGACAGGCCCUUUGCUAUUGACAUGGCAGGAUUUGCUGUGAGUCUUCAAGUGAUUCUGUCGCAUCCAAAAGCCGUAUUCAAGCGGCGCGGUUCUCAGCCGGGAAUGCAAGAAUCUGAUUUCCUGAAACAGAUAACGACAGUGGAGGAACUGGAGCCAAAAGCAAACAACUGCACAAAGGUUCUUGUAUGGCACACGCGAACAGAAAAAGUGAAUCUAGCUAAUGAGCCAAAAUACCACCUGGACACAGUCACCAUUGAGGUAUGAUGUGGAGAUACAGUUACACAGAAGUACAGUACAGUGGAUGUGUCAGAAGGUGUUUGAAUUCAGCCAGUUAAACAGCCUGCUUCUGUGUGAAACCUUUUAACAGGCAUCUGAUGGACUCCUGUGGAAGCAAAAGGAAGCUGUCAGAUACUCUAAUAAGCAAAUCAAGUGGGUGUGCUUCGUUCUAACUUGUUUGCAUGCAUUUCUGAACUCUCGUCUUAAUAAACUGACACUUACCUUUGUUUUAAGGCUCUUUCCACAUAGUAAAAUGAAUCUAAGAGAAAUCUGGCUGCACUGGAGUAUUUUCAAAAUCACCAUUUAUGUAUAUACUUUUUGUAUUUAUCCAGCUUAAUGGCAUAAUUAUAAACUGGUUUUAACUCACAAA
Molecule: messenger RNA, 1132 nt
Organism: Nestor notabilis (Kea)
Lineage: Eukaryota; Metazoa; Chordata; Aves; Psittaciformes; Psittacidae
Gene: B3GAT2
Product: beta-1,3-glucuronyltransferase 2
Exons: 5
Coding region: 1-750 (249 amino acids)
Biological process (GO): carbohydrate metabolic process; chondroitin sulfate proteoglycan biosynthetic process
Cellular component (GO): Golgi membrane
Molecular function (GO): galactosylgalactosylxylosylprotein 3-beta-glucuronosyltransferase activity
Source: RefSeq, a predicted model, not a curated record